Hylaeus volcanicus is the source of this 6245-nucleotide messenger RNA. RefSeq names its product protein vein (gene vn). The transcript has 5 exons. Lineage: Eukaryota; Metazoa; Arthropoda; Insecta; Hymenoptera; Colletidae. The coding region runs from base 1602 to 3320 and encodes 572 amino acids. Gene Ontology annotation, cellular component: axon; plasma membrane. The record is from RefSeq and is a predicted model, not a curated record. Gene Ontology annotation, molecular function: cell-cell adhesion mediator activity. Gene Ontology annotation, biological process: homophilic cell-cell adhesion; dendrite self-avoidance; axon guidance.
GCCACCGACAAUCCCUUCUCCGCCUCGACGUGACACGAGGCUCCUCGUGCAUGCCGCGUGCAACACACGCGCCAAUCCCCCGCACGAUAUUAACCGCACGCGUGGCUGCUAUCCAGCAGCAGCAGCAACUGCAGCCGUCGUCGCGAUCGUUGAAUCGGAGCUGUGGACGGUUGUUUUGAAGCACGCUCUCACCUCGCCGAGUACGACCGCUCUCGUACGCUCCGUUUGGAAUUUUCAUCCUGCGAAACGGGUCCGACCGACCCGUAGACGGUUCCCAACGCGAGCAUCGUUAGUGCCGCGAUUACCGUCGACGACUUUGGACGGUCGCGGGGGUGGAGGUGGUGGAAGUAUCGUGCGGUAAAACUGAACGGUGAAGUGCGCGUCGCGCGAGGGCUAGACUUCGACGGUCGACGCCACCGACCAACCGCGAGAGCCUCGUGAGUAUAUUUAAAUAGUGUGCCUCGGCUGGUCAGAGGAAGCCGACAGUUUCUUGGUCUUCGUCUUCUUCGUCGUCGUCGUCGUCGUCGUCGUCGUCGUCGUCGUCGUCGUCGUCUUCUCCGUCUUCUUCUUCUUCUUCUUAUUCUGUCGCUCCUUCCUCUACCUCGUGUGUCAUCAUCCUCGGCUUUUCCUCGUUCGGAGUGCAACGUGAUACCGGAGUCGGGACCGCGCCACGACACGACGCGUACGGGGGUGGCGCGAGAUUCUUUAUCGACCUUCGACGAUUUAUUUCGAGAUACGGAAAGAGUGCCGCCGAUUCGCUCCGAGGAAAGGGUCGGGGACGCUCCGAAACGGUCGAACGGUGUCGUCGCCGAGGGAAUUGAACGAGAGUCGUACGACUCUGAUCGAAAAUCCGUUUCCAUCCGAGGGUCAGACUCGCCGAACGACGAGGGAUCGCUUCGAAUCGCUCGCCUUUGAUGUAUCGGCGUCGCGUGGCGUGCGUAUAAUUGGCACGCGGAAGGCGAGAAGAAGAUCACCAAAACGAGCGAACGAUCGAGGACUCACCGAGCACAGAUCGACGGAUCGCGGCCACAGACGUCCUGGCAUCAGGAUGUUCCUCUUCAUCGAUCGACAGGAUGAUCCCGUCCUUUGAACUGUACGUUUUGAUGCCGUUUGCAGCGACCGCGAUCGCGGCAACCGUCGAUCGGGAUCGUUCGCGAUAAUCGGUGCGAAUAGACGCAGUACGACGCCGUACGGCGGUGUACCUGUCGCAUCCGUCGUGGCGUCGAGGAUGAAGAGGACGGUCACGCGUUGGACGAAGAGCAGACAGCCAAGAAUCUGUCCGAUGGAAGUCCCGAUCUCUUGCUACCGGUGGUACAACACCUCGUGAAGAGUGUUUCUUUCUCCCCCUCCCUCCCACGAGGACACAGAGUCCGGCCGCGAGAGAGCAGUUUCGGAACGAAUGAGGCAUCCCUGAAGGAUUCAUCGAGAGAAAGGAGAGGAGAGGGACGCGAUACCUCUGCGAAGAAAGCGAGAGAGAUCCUUUCGUUAGUAUCCAGGCGAACUCGCUCGCGAGAGGCAAGAGAGUGCCAGAGAGAGUGUGCUCGUUCGGGGUGACCGAGGUGUCGACCUCUCACCCCCGAUCAAACCAGCAAGCAGGUCGGAUGAUGUGGGCGUCUCUGCUUUUGGCCGGGAUCUUAAGCGGCUGGUGGGGCGCACUGGCUCUUGCUGCGGCACCCCCCGCCAAUCGUAACUCCCUCGAGAAAACGUCGACGAGGACCACCAGCGAUCAUCCGCCAUCGAUGACCAUCAUCGCCGCCGUUGAAAACUCCCUUGAUCACAGUCUACCGACUUGGAACUUCGUCGCGCGAACCUUAGACGAUCGAGGUUUCGCUCGAUCGCCCCGAGAUCGACGGCAACCGGUACUGAGCGCGUCACCCUUGAGCCUUCGGGUCACGGAGAAUGACAACCAGCCGGGGGAGUCGCGUUCGUGGCGAUACCCGCCGGAGAAGGUGGUACCCGUCCCGACAGAUGAUCAACGCGAUUCGACGAGCCUGGACGACGACGUGUCGCAGAGAAAAAUCGAAGAGCUGUUGGACGAUUCCAUACGAGACGUGUUCGUCUCCACGUCGAAGCAGGCGUAUCGUCGCCUGGAGGACCGUCGUCCGGAGGACGCGAUCGCCCACCCGAAGACCGACGAGUCUGGUCUGACUCGGCUACCCGGUCACUCGUCCACCCAAACGCCGUUUCUCUAUUCUCAUGGCGGCAACGAGUCGUCGAUGGAGAGACCACGAGCGAUCCGCUCGACCAAGCAACGACCAAAGAACCGCACGAAAGCGGACUCGCCCAGGGAGCAGCGACGACGAUGCCGCACCAAGGGCUGCCGCGGUCAGAACUGGUGUCCCGACGUGGACGUAGGCAACCGGGCCUAUCUCGCGCCGACGGUGUUCGAGGGAAAGGUCAGGAGCAUGUCCUCCGCGAGGAAACCCGGCUCCAACUACGCGGUGACGUUCGAGGUGAAGCAAGUAUACAAGAGCCAGCCGGGUUUUCAGCCGUUGCAGAAGAACGACAGCGUCAGGUUGCACUUUCGCGACAAAUCGGCGCCUGGCAAGUCGACGGUAUGCGGCUACGAUACCGACGGGAAGCAGCAGCAACAGCAGCAACAACAGCAGCAGCGCGAUAAUCAGAGUGGUGUGGUGCGAGCCAAUAUUAAGAGGGGCAAAGUGUAUCUAGUGUUUGUGAAUCGCGUGGGACCCAGAAACUUCACGAUCCUCGGUGAACCGGUGAUUCGAAGCAAGAAGAACGAACAGGCGGUGCAGGCUGUCGUUCGACCGGAUUACGUGAGGGAGGUUACGUUGUCCGAGCUCAGGGACUCGAUAGCGAGGUUACGAGAGCGAGUGAAACUAGUAUGCCGAACGAGGGGCUCUCCACCCCCGAGAGUGCACUGGCUGAAAGACGGGAUACCGCUGCACCCCCGCAAAGGCCUCAAGAUUCAACACAAACGGCGGAGAUCGAAAGUUGUGAUAUCCUCCGCCAAACCCGAGGACAGUGGGAGAUACGAGUGCGUAGCUGAGAGUACUUCCGGACACAGGGCCUCGUUGGCGGCCCAGCUUCUAGUCGAUCACGAUACGAGAAUUCCGGAAACGACGACGGCGGCGUGGCCGAGGCAGGAGCAGCCAUGCCCGAUAACGGGAGACUUCUGCAUGAACGGUGGUACCUGCCUGUUCUUCGAGACCGUCGGUGAACCAGCAUGCAGAUGCGCGGAAGGCUUCACGGGUCUGCGAUGCGAGACGAAGGACGUCAUCAGCACCGGAAGUGUGUACAACCGGCGUAGGGCGCCGUUUUCCUGCAAGCUGGGACUCUCGACCUCGUACUACUGCUAGCGAUAAUCGCGCGGGGCCCUUCCAAUAUUCGAGUGCAACCCCCAUUCUGACGUUCGAACCAAUCGGGUUGUGCUCGGGGUACGGUCGGUCGAAACAGCCUCUCGAAGCCCACGAGAAGAAAGUCGUGAGAGGGCCAGCGCGCGACCAAGAAAGGAACCAGGAGGCGAUAUUCGUCGAUCAUUCGGAUCGAUCGUGAAACCUGCGAAAACGGAGCGCAGUGAAUAACGAACGGGGGAAAGAAAACAAACGGGAGCGAGUUCUCGCGCAAGGAUUUUCAGGAACCGUUGUCGUCGGGCAUUAGAACAAGUCCUCUGUAUUGUAGGAUUAGGUUCCAAAUGAAUUUUGGUACCGGGGCAUUCGUACCUUCUUCAUUUCUUCUUCGUACUAUCCGCCUUCGAAUACGUCUUCUAUUGGGUUGGUGCGCGUGCUCGUGUCACGUUGAAUUUAAAUGAAAAGAACAAAGCAAUAUUAUAAAGGAAAACGAAAGGUCGUUCGGUAUGCGACACACGACAAGAUAUUCUUUUCAGGACAAAAUUUUGUUCGAACCGAAACGGCACGAACUUGCGUAUCAACUCGAUAUUCGUUCUUCUUCUUCUUCUUCUUCUUCUACUUCUUCUUCUACUUCUUCUUCUUCUAUGACUGCUACUGUUACUCUCUCCUUUUAGAAAAUGUCGCGUUACGACACGUGCCUCGCGUCUCUAUAGAAAUUUUACUCGCGAGAAACAGAACGAAAGAAUGCAUGCGUGUGUAUAUGUAUGCUUGUAUCUUUACGCGUGAAAGGUAAAAAACAGCGAGUGUGUAUAAGCGUGUAUGUGUGCGAGCAAGAAAAAGAGUUAUUAUGGCGGAUGCUUGCCUCUCCCGAGCCCCUUCAGUUUCAUAUUGGGAAAGCGGAAGAGAGCGUUCGAGUGACGCUCGUGAUUCAAAAGUGGUGCUUGACCUCGAAAGAUUGCGAGGCGCCCGAUAAAAAAAGAAAAGUACGAAAAAGAAAAGAGAAAAAAGGAAACGAAGCAGCAAGCAGAAGGGCGUUCGGAGGUCGCACUUUUCGGAGUCUCCACUGGAGAACAAUACCAAAGAGCCCAGGGUCUCGAUAAAGGACGUCGUGAGAGUAGUCGAAACACUCGGAGAUCGUUUAGGUCGAUAUGCCUACGCAAAAUACACUACACAAAUGCGCAAACGCAAACACACGGACACGUGAACACGAAAACAGGGAGGUCUGAAAGCCGCUGAAAAUGGCAUUUUUUUCGUUCAUUAACCGUUUUUAGCGAUGGGAACGAGGCAACCGUUCUAGAGACGUCUCAGAUCUCGGAACAAUUUUCGUGAAUUCUAGCAAUCCGAACCUGGAAACCAGAGUUGAGCAUUGAUCGACUAAUUCUCCGCGAGUGGUUAAUCGCUGACGACGAUUGACGAUUGAAUUAAUCGUGAAUCCCGCAACAAAUAAUUUAUUAUUCCAGUAAGAACGAUACAGUGUCAGAGAAAUCAAUGAUUGAAUAAUCGUCGAUUUCGUCUUGAUUAAAUUUUGCCCAACGCUGCUGGAUACCCAUCGCUACUCGUCCUCGGUGGCAUCCCUUUCGUCGAAAUGGAAAGGGAGCGUCGUCGUCGUAGUCGUCGUUUGUUCACGAGGAGAGCCAGAUCUUUUGUCGGUCGUUGUUGGAAAAAUGUGGGCCACGCCGGCAGAGCGUGAAGUUGCGAGUGAAGGGAGUCGAAGAAAAAAGAGAUCUGUCGCGAAACGAGAGAACUCGACGUUCUCGUCUCCAUGGCGAUGUUACGAUCCAUGGCACGGGCUACCGAAUAUUUCUUUGUGUUUACGCACUCGGAAACAAAUAGAAAAAAAUUAAUCGACACAUUAGCGGUUGGCUGAAGCAUCUAACGAAUAUUCAUGAGUUAUUGGAGUUGAUUCUUAUCCAUGAGUACAUAUUAAAUUUCUUCUUGGAAUUUUCCAACAGCGAUCGACGAGAACCGUGACACCUCUUCAACGAAUGACAAAAUUAACGGCCGAGGGAAACGUGGAAAAUCAUUUGGCCACUCGAGCGGUGAUAGAAGACGGUACAGAAAGUGAGCGAGAGUGUGUGUGUGUGUGUGUGUGUGUGUGAGAGAGAGAGAGAGAGACCACUAGGCAAAAAACGAUUUUAUGUAAAAUAUGAUAAUGUAAUACGCGCUAGGCUAGCUAAAGCAGAGACUUAAGGUUACGAUCGCAACUUGAUCGAAAAGGGAUGGGGCGUGUGGGAUGCGCGCUGUACUCCAGCAGUCUCGGGACCCUAUUUAUGUUUUAUAUUAUAUUAUAUAUAUAUAUUAUAUAUAUAUAUAAAUAUGUGUAUAAACAUUUUUAAUUUAUUUAUUUAAUUCAUUAAUUUUAUUGAUUUACGAUUAAACGACAUCUCCAUCUCGGCAACCGCCUUUGUUUUUAACCUUAUGUUCACCUUUUGUUCUUCUUUUUUUUCAUUUUCUGUGUGUUUUUAUUUGUAUCAUGAUUAUUUGGUCGUAGAGCGAACAGGUAGGUGCGUCGAUUUCAUUUUUUUUUUCGUUCAUCAAAAUUAUUUCCAUAAUUAGACCCAUCAAAGUUCCCGGUCGAAUCGCAGAUCGGGAAGUUCCCGUCCAACAACACCGAAUCCCGAGACGGGGCAGAUCCUUCUCGAGGAAAGUUCGUAGACUUUGACGACGAAAGAAUCCUCGAAGAAAGCCAAUAAGAAAUUUUCAUAGGCGAAAAGGGUACGGGGUAGUUGCACGUCCGCCGCGCAUUCAGACUCUUGUUCGGUCUCUUAUUGCGUUCCAGCGAGUCGUUUCGAGACGAGUCACUCAUCUAGCCGUGGAAAUGGCUUCUCGUGGGUUUCCAGAGCAGGAGAAAACCGGGAAACAAUGCGAACACGAACUAGACGACGCCCCCCAUUCCUCCCGUAAUCUUCAAAGAACACCCAACUACAAUCGUGU